Chelmon rostratus (copperband butterflyfish) is the source of this 2027-nucleotide messenger RNA. RefSeq names its product cytosolic sulfotransferase 3-like. Gene Ontology annotation, cellular component: cytoplasm. Gene Ontology annotation, biological process: sulfation. Gene Ontology annotation, molecular function: sulfotransferase activity. NCBI's taxonomy places the organism in Eukaryota, Metazoa, Chordata, Actinopteri, Chaetodontiformes, Chaetodontidae. The transcript is spliced from 7 exons. The record is from RefSeq and is a predicted model, not a curated record. The coding region runs from base 922 to 1653 and encodes 243 amino acids.
AUUGUUUAUCCCGCCCUGCUUCGUUUCACCUGUACCACAUGGCCUUCCCUCCCUCCUGUAUUUAGUCUGUGAGGUGCCCUCUCUCAGUGCAAGUUUGUCUUACUACCCUGGGUCAAUUGUUCCAGCUUUUUUUCUUGUGUCUAGUUUUCCUGGUGUAUUUGAUCUGUGCCUAGUUUUCGUGGACCUCACCUUUUGUCUUCUCUUGUCAGAUUUUGUUUGGCUGAUCUAGUGACUGGCUCUCUGUGUACCAAACCUUUUGUCAGGACUGUUUUUAGAGGAGAGAAAAGAACAGUGAAGCGAUCAGAAUGUCUGCUGAUCCGGACAAGACAACUGGGAGAACAUUCAAAACUUUCAGGCCAGGCCAGAUGACAUACUUCUCGCAACAUACCCCAAAGCCGGAACCACAUGGGUCUCCUACAUCCUUGACUUGUUGUACUUUGGUCAAACAUCCCCAGAGCGUCAGACAUCCAUUCCAAUAUAUGAUAGAGUCCCUUUCCUGGAGAUCAUGUUCCCCUCGAUGGAAUCAGGUUGUAAGACGAUCAAACAUACGCACCAUGUUUCACAAACAAGCAUCACAAACCAACACUUUAUCUUUAGCCUUUAUGCAGUGGUUGCUAGUCUACGUGGGGUCCAUAAAAAGCAAAGACAGUAAAAAAAAAAAUAAUAAUAAUAAUAAAAAAAAAUCAGCCAUUAGAGGCACAUAUUGUCAACAAAAAAGCACAAUACAAGCCAAAUUGCAACAGAUGCAACUGACAGUGGAAAUAAGAACAUUUUCGCACACCAACAGACCAAAAAAUGAACAAAAACAAACAAAAAGAUUCCAACAAUGAAGCAGCAACAAUAAAAUUCAAAUUUCAGCACACUUUGUGAUUAUUUUCUACCUUUUGCUUUAAAACCUUUACAUACUAUUGCAAGGUUCAUAUGCCUUUUGUUAGUAUCCCGUUUCUAACAAGACACUGUAUUUACUGCACUGCAGCAGUGAAUAAACUACUUUACACUUUACAGGAUGUGCUGACUCCAUCUCUGUCUCUUCAUAUAGGAGUUGACCUGGCGAACAACCUUCCCACCUCUCCACGACUCAUUAAAACUCAUUAUCCAGUCCAGUUUGUGCCAAAGUCCUUUUGGGAGCAAAACUGCAGGAUGAUCUACGUGGCCCGCAAUGCCAAAGACAACGUGGUCUCUUUUUUUCACUUUGAUAACAUGACUCUGACCCAGCCAGAUCCUGGAGACUGGAGCAGCUACCUCCACAGAUUCAAAGAGGGAAAGAUUGUGUUUGGAUCCUGGUAUGACCAUGUGAACGGCUGGUGGAAGAAGAAACAGACUUACUCAAACCUCCAUUACAUGUUCUUCGAAGAUAUGGUUGAAGAUACUGGACGGGAAAUAGACAAACUCUGCCGCUUUCUUGGUUUGUCUCCUUCAGUGGACGAGAAGAAACAAAUUACAGGUGGAGUGCAGUUUGAUAACAUGAAAAAGAACGACAUGGUCAACUAUUCAGCCUUUCCUGUCAUGGAUUUCAAAAUAUCUCCUUUCAUGAGAAAAGGGAAGGUUGGUGACUGGAAGAACCAUUUCACUGUGGCCCAGAGUGAAGAGUUUGAUGAAGACUACAAGAAGAAGAUGAAGGAUCCUACACUUCAGUUUCGCACUGUAAUCUGAACAGGAGGGGACAGACUGUGUAUAUGUGGAGGCUUGUCCUGAGUGACCGGACGCGUGGCAUUUCUGUAAAAAUUAUCAAAUUAUUUUUGGCUCUAAUGACAGCAGGUGUGUGGAGUGGGUCCUCUUGUGCUUUUUGUCUGAAUUAAGGCUGUGAACUACACAUCAUGAAGCACAGUGUCAUUUCUGAUAGCGAACAUGUCUUCAUGUCGUGUAUUACCCAAAUAUAUGUUGGUUAAUGUGUAAUAAAAGAGCAGCUGUAUUACACAUUUUUACUGAUACUACUAAUUAAGAACAAGAGAUCAGUGGGAUCAAUGACAUGAAUGCAUUUUUCAUAUUUUCAUAUCCAUAUUUUAUAUUCACAAUAAAACAAUAAG